AUGGUCCCGGCUCUACGCUCGCCGGCCCGCCAGGCCGCCCGCGUUGGGGAAGAGCCGCGGAGAGUGAAUCGGCGUGAGGUCGCCGGUUCUGGAGGUGGACGGCCCGCAGGCCCGCUGGCCCCAGGUCUGGAGGUCCUGGCACCCCGGACCCGCAGACGCCGGCAGGACAGGGCACCCCGGCCGUCCGCGCGCCCGCGGGGAGGUCAAGCAGGAGACCGGAAGUCGCCCGGCGGUCAGUCUGGACGGAUCGUCGGGGUUCCCGGGGCCCCCAAACCCGCGCGCUACGGCCGACGCCAGCCUCUUUACGAGUUGGGGGAGACUUCUCUGGACCUCCAGAAAACCACCACCAAAGACCUGCCCACCAAGUUCAGACAACAGCAGCUACCACCGGAGGGUGUGUGUGCGCGCGUGUGCGUCUCGCCGCGGCCGGCGGUGACCGAGCCGAGCUCCGGGGCCCGCGGCCUCCGAGCACCAGGACGCUGCGUGGGCUGCGGGCAACCAGCUACGCCACCCGGCCUCCCGCUGGAGAAAGGCCCAGGCGCGCCCCGGCUCCUGCGCGCCUCUGCCCAACUUGCCCCGGAGCGCUGGGCAGAGCGGGAGGGAGAGAAAGAAAGGCGCUUCCCCUCGGCCGCGCGGGUCAGUCCUGCGCCGCCGAGGACGAGGAGGAAGAGGCGACCGCGGCGGCCCGGCAGUCGCUGCGCAGCACCCGGUCCCCGCCGCCCGGGGCGCGCCCUCGCCAGCCCCUCCUGCGAAACUUUUUCCUUUUGGUUCGCCCCACCCGAAAAGUGCAGCCCGGGAGGGGGAGGCGGGCGGACCGGGCUCGCAGCAGGCGGCGGCGGCGGCGGGCGAGGAGGAAGUGGUGCCCGCGGGAGCGCGGACGAGCAGAGGAAAUGCCCGGCCCGCUCGGCCCCCGCCCGCGCCCGCCGCCCGGCCAGCCCCGAGCCCCCGCCCCGCUGCGACUUUGGCGGGCCGAGCCCGGCGCGGCAGUGGUGGCGGCGGCGGCGGCGGCGGCAGAUGUGGCCCGGCUGCCCGGAGGAGCCAACAAUGCGGGGCCGGCAAAACAAAAGGGUUCCACUUCGCCUCCUUUCCCUUCUUUCACUUGCGCUCCCGGGGCGCCGCGCGGGAUCCCCGGCCAGCAGGGGCCGCUCCCCUGGGGGCCCCGAGCCGCGCGCGCCCCGGUUUCCCCGCGGACCCCCGCUCUAUCGCCCGCCCCCGCCCCGCAAAGUGUAA
Molecule: messenger RNA, 1230 nt
Organism: Leopardus geoffroyi (Geoffroy's cat)
Lineage: Eukaryota; Metazoa; Chordata; Mammalia; Carnivora; Felidae
Product: translation initiation factor IF-2-like
Exons: 5
Coding region: 1-1230 (409 amino acids)
Source: RefSeq, a predicted model, not a curated record